AUGGCCAUUUACUUAGGUGUCUGCAUGAUUUUGCUGAAAUUUUGUGUAGCUUUUGCUAGCAACCUUAGGAAUGAGUCAUGCAUUGAUGGUGCCACUAUUGUAUUAAGCAUUGGUUUCUACCAAAAUAGUUGUCCAGAGGCAGAACCUAUCAUCUUUUCAAGGGUCGAAAAGGCUGUUUCUGAUGACCCGAGAAUGGCCGCUUCUUUGCUGCGACUUCAUUUUCACGAUUGCUUUGGAUGUGAUGCUUCAGUGCUGCUGGAUGACACACCAAAUUUUGUUGGAGAAAAAACUGCAGCACCAAACUUGAACUCACUAAGGGGAUUUGAAGUGAUUGAUGCAAUAAAAGCUGAUCUUGAAUAUGUUUGUCCUCAGAUUGUGUCUUGUGCUGAUAUUCUUGCUGUUGCUGCUAGAGAUUCUGUUGUUUUGUCAGGUGGGCCUGGAUGGGAUGUACAAAUGGGCCGAAAAGAUAGUUUAAGUGCUAGCAAAACAGCAGCCAAUAACAAUAUCCCGGGCCCAAAUUCUGAUGUACCCACAUUAGUAGCCAAGUUCCAAAAUGUCGGGCUGUCACUCCAGGAUAUGGUUGCACUCUCUGGUGCACACACCAUGGGAAAAGCUCGAUGCUCAACGUUUAGCUCUCGAAUAAAUGGCAACAAUAAUGCAAACUCACCCGACAUCAAUUUGGAAUUCUUAGAGUCCCUCCAGCAACUAUGCUCAAGAUCUGAUUCUAACACAACACUCGCAGAUCUUGAUCAUAUGACACCAUCAAUGUUUGAUAAUCAGUACUACGUCAACAUUCUUUCGGGCGAGGGUUUACUAGCGUCUGACCAGGUGCUAGCCACUGGCAAUGACAAGACACGUGAUAUCAUCCGGAGUUAUGUGGAUGAUCUUGCAGCAUUUUACGAGGAUUUCAAAAAUUCGAUGCUGAAAAUGGGAAGCUUGGCAUCUCUAUCUAGUGGUGGAGAAAUUCGUAGAAACUGUAGGGCUGUCAAUUAA
Messenger RNA from Fraxinus pennsylvanica, 993 nucleotides. The record is from the annotation of a GenBank genome assembly. NCBI's taxonomy places the organism in Eukaryota, Viridiplantae, Streptophyta, Magnoliopsida, Lamiales, Oleaceae.